Molecule: messenger RNA, 441 nt
Organism: Lathyrus sativus (Indian pea)
Lineage: Eukaryota; Viridiplantae; Streptophyta; Magnoliopsida; Fabales; Fabaceae
Source: the annotation of a GenBank genome assembly
AUGGAGAAUGUUACUCAACACCAGCCUUCUACAUUAACAUCUGGUGUUGUUGCAACUGAAAUUCAUGUUGUUGGGCUUCCUCCACUUGGAAAGAAAAGAAAACCAAAUGCUAAUGGUCCUAGGAAAUCGUCUCCUGCAUGGGACCACUUUAUUAAAUUACCUAAUGAAACUGAACCAGUAGCUGCUUGUAAACACUGUCAUAAAAAGUAUUUGUGUGAUCCAAAAUCCCAUGGGACAUCUAACAUGCUUGCUCACACAAAAAUAUGCACCAAGAGGCCACAAAAUGAUCCUACUCAAACUGCCCUUUCCUUUGCUAGUGGAGAGGGUGGUGGCUUGGUUGCUGCAAGCCAACAAUUUAAUCUGGCAGCUUGUAGAAAGGCUAUUGCUCUAUUCGUGAUCCUAGAUGAACAUUCUUUUAGAGUAGUUGAAGGGGGGAUUUAA